UGGAGUCCUCGACAUUCAGGACGAGUUACUUACUAGUAAAUGACUUGGAGAGGGUGGAGCUGUCAAAGUUCCACUCAUAGGGGAAAAAACAACCCGAGUUAUCCCCAAAAUAAUUGUGUAUUCGCUUGUCAUCGAAAGAAAGAAGUCUAUUUUACCACAGCAAGCCUAAAUAUGGACUAAAACUGCGCUUCUACAGAAUAGAUCAUGAAGAACCCAAGAAACAGCGCAGCAAUGCAAUUUAAAACUGGGAUCCUCCUGGCUUCCCUGCUCGCACUCGGCUGCAGUGACUUACAAGACAAGAAAGUGUGCCAGGGGAUCAGCAACAAGUUGACUCGUUUGGGAUCUCCUGAAGACCAUUACAACAAUCUUGUAAGAAUGUACAAAAACUGUACAGUAGUGCUGGAGAAUCUGGAGAUUACCUAUGUAGAAGAAAAACGUGAUCUGUCUUUCUUAAAGACUAUCAAAGAGGUUGGUGGAUAUGUGCUGAUCGCACUCAACAAUAUAACGAAACUCCCUCUGGAAAACCUGCAGAUAAUCAGAGGUCACACUCUGUAUCUUAACAAAUAUGCUCUGGCAGUUUUGUCUAACUAUGGUAAAAACUCUACUGUGGGGGUGACAGAACUGCCCUUGAGAAGCCUAACAGAGAUUCUCAAAGGAGGAGUGAAAUUCACCAACAACAACUUGCUUUGUAACCUGGAGACCAUCCAGUGGAAUGAUAUUGUAGACUUCAAAUCAAACCCUGAAAUGGUUCUUCCCUCAGUGAAUAACAGGCCACAUUGUCAAAAAUGUGAUCCAGGGUGCAAUGGGUCAUGCUGGGCACCAGGUCCUGACAACUGCCAAACUUUGACCAGGUUAAUCUGUGCUGAUCAGUGCUCUGGGAGGUGUAAGGGUCCAAAUCCGAGUGACUGCUGCAAUGACCACUGUGCGGCAGGCUGUACAGGACCCAGGCCAACUCACUGCCUGGCCUGCCGUGCAUUCCAGGAUGAUGGGACCUGCAAGGAUGCCUGCCCUCAGCUGAUGCUGUAUGACCCCAACACACACCAGCUGGAGGUUAAUCCAAAGGGGAAAUACAAUUUCGGAGCCACUUGUGUGAAGAAUUGCCCACAUAACUACGUUGUAACAGACCAUGGCGCAUGUGUGAGGACUUGUAGCUCUAAUACCUAUGAAGUUGAUGAAAACGGGUUGAGAAAAUGCAAAAAGUGUGAAGGGCCCUGUCCAAAAGCCUGCAGCGGAUUAGGGAUGGGAACUCUCAAGGAUGUCCUGUCUAUUAAUGCAACCAACAUUGAAUCCUUCAGAGACUGCACUACAAUCAACGGUGAUAUUUCCAUCCUACCUGUCACUUUUAAUGGUGACAAAUUCACAAACACUCCUGCUCUGGACCCAGCUAAACUUAAUGUGUUUAAGACUGUUAAAGAAAUUACAGGGUUUUUGCUUGUUCAAUCUUGGCCAUUGAAUCUUUCUGAUCUCAGUCCUUUUGAAAAUGUGGAAAUUAUUCGUGGGAGAACAAAACAUGGCACAGUUUCCCUUGCUGUGGUGAAUAUUGAGAUCAGUUUUCUGGGACUGCGUUCUUUGAAGGAGAUCAGUGAUGGCGACGUGGUGAUAAAAAGCAACCCCAAUCUUUGCUACACAGACAAAUUCCAGUGGAAUAAGCUUUUUAUGUCAGACAAACAAUCGUAUAAUAGAGUUUCUUUAAAUGGCGAACCAGAUAAAUGUGCUGCUCAUGUUUGCGAUGAGCUGUGCACUGAUGAAGGAUGCUGGGGCCCGGGUCCCUCCAUGUGUUUUUCAUGUCAGUUUUAUAGACGGUCUAAAGAAUGUGUGGAAAAGUGCAACGUCCUACAGGGGGACCCAAGGGAAUUUGUGGAAGGAACCAGAUGUCAUCUGUGUGAUUCAGAGUGCCAGCCACAGAAUGGGACCGAUACAUGUACUGGACCUGGCCCAGACAAGUGUACUGAGUGUGCCCAUUUCAAAGACGGCCCUCACUGUGUACCAAAAUGCCCUGCUGGCAUCCCAGGAGAAAACAACACAAUUAUUUGGAAAUACUCAGAUGCAAGCAAGGUGUGCCAACUAUGUCAUCCAAAUUGUACCCAAGGAUGUAAGGGACCUGGGUUGUCUGGCUGUGAUGAUCAGGGAUCAAGAAUAUCAUCUAUUGCUGCUGGAGUGGUUGGUGGCCUCCUCUGUUUUGUCAUCCUAGCUCUGAUGGUGUUCAUCUUACUGCGCAGACGUCACAUCAAGAGAAAGAGGACACUACGCAGGUUACUGCAAGAGAGAGAGCUGGUGGAGCCAUUAACUCCAAGUGGAGAAGCACCAAACCAGGCCCUGCUGAGGAUCCUCAAAGAGAUAGAGUUUAAAAAGAUGAAGGUUCUUGGCUCUGGAGCUUUUGGCACAGUGUACAAGGGUCUAUGGAUUCCUGAAGGGGAAGAUGUGAAGAUUCCUGUUGCCAUCAAGGUUUUGAGAGAAGCAACCUCUCCAAAAGCCAAUAAAGAGAUUCUGGAUGAGGCCUAUGUUAUGGCCAGUGUUGACAAUCCCCAUGUUUGCCGCCUUCUGGGAAUUUGCCUGACCUCCACGGUGCAGCUGAUUACCCAGCUCAUGCCGUAUGGCUGCCUGCUCGACUACGUCAAAGAGAACAAGGAUAACAUCGGCUCCCAGUACCUCCUCAACUGGUGUGUGCAGAUUGCCAAGGGGAUGAGUUACCUGGAGGAUCGGCAUUUGGUGCACCGUGACCUGGCUGCUAGAAAUGUGCUGGUGAAGACCCCGCAGCACAUAAAGAUCACAGACUUUGGGCUUGCCAAGCUACUGAAUGCAGAUGAGAAAGAAUACCAUGCAGAUGGAGGCAAAGUCCCAAUUAAAUGGAUGGCCUUGGAGUCAAUUUUACACAGGAUCUACACACAUCAGAGUGAUGUGUGGAGUUAUGGUGUGACUGUUUGGGAGCUAAUGACUUUUGGAUCAAAGCCUUAUGAUGGUAUCCCAGCUAGCGAGAUUGCAGGGGUCCUUGAGAAAGGGGAGCGUCUGCCCCAGCCUCCAAUCUGCACCAUUGAUGUAUACAUGAUUAUGGUCAAAUGCUGGAUGAUUGACUCAGACAGCAGGCCUAGAUUUCGUGAGCUGAUUGCAGAAUUCACUAAAAUGGCUCGGGAUCCUUCUCGCUACCUCGUCAUUCAGGGUGAUGAAAGAAUGCACUUGCCGAGCCCCUCCGACUCCAGAUUCUACCGCACCCUGAUGGACGGAGAGGACAUGGAGGAUAUUGUGGAUGCUGACGAGUAUCUUGUUCCCUACAAUGGGUUUUUCAACAGCCCAUCCACUUCCAGAACACCACUGUUCAACUCAAUGAGUAUUAAUAGCAACAUGGGAGCAACUGCCUGUCCUAACAGUAAUGGGGGACACCCAAUAAGAGAGGACAGCUUCACCCAUCGAUACAGCACAGACCCCACAGGCCCACUCUCAGACGAAUGUCUAGAAAGGGAUUUUGAACCUGCGCCAGAAUAUGUGAACCAGAAUGGACACGCAUUGUCUGAAAUGAUGAACCCCAUUUACCAGGAGGUCCUCCUUCCUCGCAGCCCCACUCAGGGAGCUCAAGACUCUCACUAUAUGAAUUCUGUCAACAACACAGUGGGCAACCCAGAGUACCUGAAUACCAACCCCAGGCCAGUCUUUGACAAUCCACGCUACUGCGACCAAAAAUGCUACCAACAAACCAGUCUGGACAAUCCUGAUUAUCAGCAGGACUUUUUUCCCUUAAAAUCAAAAACUAAUGGUCAGUGUCCUGCAGCUGAGAAUGUUGAAUAUAUGGGUUUACCAGCACAGCCAAAGGCCCACUAGGACAAUGCUGUUUGACUGCUCUUUUAGCCUCCCUAAGAAUGGUGUUCCAAAGUUUCACAGUGUCUGUGGAAACAGUUUGGUAAAAUAAUUAAAAACAACACUAAUGUUUUCUUCUCAUAGAAAGGGGUGCAUUAUAAGCAAUUCUUGAAUAUACUUAUUUUCCAGUCUUUGUGAAAGAGUUAUUACUUGUCUCCUUGAACACUAUGGCAUUGUGCUUGAACUUCAAGUCUGUGUUUUUGUCGUUUUUGGAUUGAUACUGCUUUAUCUGAGGUUUACAACUGUUCCCCUGAGAAAUGUACACAUAUACAGAUAAGAAAAGGUUGGAGUAUAUUCAAAUAUGUAAAUAAGCUAUCAGCCUUGGAUUGUUGUCUGUGUGGGUUGCUACUUAAGCAUUAAUUAAGGUUUAAUUAAUUUUAGACUACAAGCAAAGACUUCCAGGCUUUGCAAUCUCAGCAUCAGCACUCCUUUUUUUUUCCUGAUAGAGAAGUGCUUCUUGAAAUUGGCACUGCAUUGAAAGCAGUAUUUAUUGGAGCCAAAAUUACGCCAAGGUUUUCACGAGGGCCCCUGCCUGUCUGCAUUAAACAGGUAGUACCACAGAUUGGACAGGGUGGAGACAGCACAACAACAACGGUGCAGUAUGGAACUCAAUAAAAAUAAGGGGAGCUAAAUUGCUAUUGAUCCUAAUUGUAGCUGAUAUUGACAGGGCAGGAUACAUUUUCCAAGAUAUACUAAAGACAGGACAUGUAAUUGCCUUUUAUUGGUACUAUAGCUUCAGUAUUUGUUGAGUGGUGUUUUAAAUACAUACUGUAUAGGGUAUGCGUUUAUAUUUGUAUUUAGACCAAGCAUGUCAGUUUAUUAACUCCCCAGAUGGAGCACAAGCACAGUUUUCUUGCAGAUGUGGACAUGAGAGGAAAAUUCUGAUUUAAUGAAAUUUUUUAAUUGUGCUACCAAUUGUGCCAGUGAAGUGCAUUUCAGGACUUGAGAUGUGAACCUCUGUGACUAGGGUGGGAAUCUAUAUGAACUUAUUCCACAUGAAAACUGGACUGUAGUUAAAUCAGAACCUUCUUCAUUCCAUUCGUUUAGGAUGGACACAAAUCCAUGAUGGUGGUGUAAGCUUCCCAUUAUAUCUGGCUGUGAAAAAUUGUGUGUCAAUAAAAAUGCACAUUAACAAGAAAACAAACUUAAUACAUUCCAAAAUGAGCAGGUACCUUUUUGCCUAUUACUCUCAAAGCCUAGUAAAUUAGGGUGACGGGGAACAGCAGAGAAUUGUGACUUUAACUUAUCCCUUGUUGUUACUGCAUCUUGUAAAGCGCUUUGUGAUGGUGGUCCACUAUGAAAGGUGCUAUUUAAAAUAAAGAUUAAUUGAUUGAUUUGGAGACAAAAUAGCAUAAUGUAACUAUUCACAUGACAUUUCAUUCACUAGUGCAUUCAUAUGUCAUUUUUCCUCAGCAUUCCUUUUGUAUUACAGUACAAAAUAAAUUGUAGACGAUAACCUUUAGUUCAUUUGGGUGCAACAGGAAAACUUGUAAGCAGUUGUUGUUGUUGUUGUU
Messenger RNA from Polyodon spathula (Mississippi paddlefish), 5363 nucleotides. RefSeq names its product epidermal growth factor receptor-like. Bases 205 to 3813 code for a protein of 1202 amino acids. Gene Ontology annotation, cellular component: signaling receptor complex; basal plasma membrane. The record is from RefSeq and is a predicted model, not a curated record. Gene Ontology annotation, biological process: cell differentiation; negative regulation of apoptotic process; positive regulation of epithelial cell proliferation. The transcript is spliced from 28 exons. Gene Ontology annotation, molecular function: ATP binding; epidermal growth factor receptor activity; epidermal growth factor binding. Lineage: Eukaryota; Metazoa; Chordata; Actinopteri; Acipenseriformes; Polyodontidae.